Saccostrea echinata is the source of this 4924-nucleotide messenger RNA. RefSeq lists its product as uncharacterized. Gene Ontology annotation, cellular component: extracellular region. Gene Ontology annotation, molecular function: peptidase inhibitor activity. The record is from RefSeq and is a predicted model, not a curated record. The coding region runs from base 87 to 4514 and encodes 1475 amino acids. Lineage: Eukaryota; Metazoa; Mollusca; Bivalvia; Ostreida; Ostreidae. The transcript is spliced from 5 exons.
AAGAGGAAAUGCUAUUGUGACUAAAUCUUGCUUGUUGAAAAACAAAAAUAAGAUUUUUUUCGUGAUUUUUUUCGUUUUGCAAGAAUAUGUCUUCCAUGGAAUUACUUGCCUCUUUGCUGGCAUGUGUCUUUAUAAUAAAGGUACAUGGCCAGUUGUCGGGUCAGCUGCGUCAUGCCGUGAAGUCCGGUUCCUGUCCCCCUAGCGUAUGUGUCUCAGUGUUCGAAAAUGGAUGUCAGAGUGACUUUACCUGUCCCAGGGAAAUGAAAUGCUGCGACAACCAAUGUGGAAAACAAAUGUGUAUGCCACCAAUAAGUUCCGAAGAGCGAAGAAGCAAGCAGGAGAAGCUACACGUGUCCUUUGUCCAGGAAACAACCACGAUCACAGACCAGUGUUACUAUAACGGGCAGUGGUACAGUCCAGGUCAAAGCCUAAUCAACAGAGACGGGGCUCACUGUACCUGUAUAAACAGGGAGCGGAUCUCAUGUACACGCCCCAACAUCGAGAGGAACAACAACAUUUAUCAUAAUAAUCAAGGACAAUCCAAUUCAGUGCAAUCAAAUUUUCGGAUGGCGCCAAGCGCCUGGCAGUCACAAGGGGGUUUUACAUCGCCGGCAUACCAAUGGAGACCUCAAACAACAUUACAGCCAGUCCAAGUGGUCAUACAGGAUGUGAAUAAGAUCCUGAUGGGUGGACAAUCUCAGUAUGGUUUGAAUCUGGCAAUGAACGGCUAUCGAAACCUUGGGGAGGUGGCUGGAACACAAAGUCCUGCAUUUUUACAAGCUAGCCACGUAAAAGAAGCUCAGGCCCAUAGCGUGAUCACUGGACAAAACCCCUAUGGAUCAGCUCAUAGGCAGCAGAUGCUAUAUGAUAAGAACUAUCCAAGUAUAGAUAAGUCAGCUUCUCUACAUAGUGGUGCGCAUAAAUCCGAGAUGAAUGGUCAAUUCGGAUUUUCUGGACCUUACAUGAGUGGAAAUGUAAACUUCGGACUACCUAGUAAGAAUGAAGGAAACAUCUUAAGGGGACCAAUUACUACAGAGAUAAGUAUUGUUAAGGAUCCUGGCAUGAUAGAAAUGCAACAAAGUGGUCAAGGAGUUACAAAAGUUAAUCAGGGCUUCCGGACAACAACAACAUCAUGGCUCCAAAAUACAGGUGUCAGUAAAAAUAUAAUAGAGAGCUUGGAAUUCGGUGUACUAGAGCGUCAGGCUGGACAACAAUUAAUUCCAAAGAAUGAGAACUCCAUUCAAAAUCAAAUACAAAACAGAGGGUAUGCUGAACAACAGCGAUCUCUUAAUCCUGGUUCUGCCCUAAAUCCAAACCAAAUAAAUUCGUUCAACCAGGAUCCUAUCCAAACAAAUCCAUUAUCGACAAAUGGAGACAUUAUGAAUGUGAAUAGCCAAAGACCUAAUAAUAGUAAAAACCAGUUUCAGGCGAACAAAUCGGAAUUUCAGCAGCAGAUAAAUAUGCCUUCCGCCAAUGUAGUACCUGACCGGGCUCCAUAUCAGCUCGGAACAAGCGGAAGCCAGGAACCUUAUCAACAAUUAAGUAAAGGACAGAACCUUAAUCAGCAAAUGGCGAAUAUAAACCAACCCAAAAGUUUUCAAAAUAAUGCAACAAACGGAUUUUUUGGUUUUAGUAAAAAUAUAAGAAUGGAAGAGAAAGUAAAUGUACCAGCUUCAUUUGGGUCUUUUGGUUCGAUUUCCAGCGAGAGAAAUAUAAAUGGUCAACCAGUUAAUCGUAACGGUAAUCCUAACCUUGGUACUCUACAACAAGCAUAUCAGAUGGAUAAUCAAAAUUAUCCUAUCUUAGAUAACUCUAGACAAAGAAACCCAAUGUACUUAAACAACAAUCAAAAUUCUAGGACCCCACAACAAGCCGAUCCAAUAGCUCAUAACAACAACCGUAAUUUUAGAAUACAACAACAAGACCGUCCAAUAAAUGGAAACAAUUACGGUAAUUCUGGUAUCCCACAUCAAGCAAAUCCAAUAAAUAAUUACAAUAAUCCUUACUCCGGGAUGCAACAAAAUAACAAUAAUAAUCCUAAUUUGGCUAUUCCUCAACAAUAUUAUUCGAACAAUCGACAUAGUAAUUCUUACUUUGGAAUUCCACAACAGAACAAUCCCACUGAUAAGAAUAUUAACCAUAGCCAAGAAAACAUUCCAAUGCAUCGAGCCAAUUUCCCUCAGACAGGUAUCGCUCACAAACCAUCACAGGAAAGGAGCAAUGUAUUCCAGGGACAGAAUUUACAAACAGAAUUCAUGAAGCGCGAUAAUAAACAAGAACAAAACACAGGCAUACAGCUUAUAAAUACAAAGGGUAAUCAAGGCGCUAAACCGAAUGGAAAUGCAGCGUUUAAUGCCGAUAAUUUACUGGUUAAUCAAGAGAAAACAAAUCAGGUCUUAGAUAACUUGGGUACCAAAAGUUUUUCAAAGAGUUUUAAUCUACAUUCAAACACAGGAAGUGAAAAUAAAAGAACAAAGUUUGUUUAUAACAAAGAACAAUCUAACAACAAGUACAAGGUAAUUAGCUUUGAAAAUAUGCACAGUGAAAAAGAUUUAAAAUCAUUCAACCGUCAGCAAUCUCGAGUGACUCCAUUUUCGUUAAAAGGGGAAUCGAUACAAAUGGAGAAUUCAAUUCAAAAUCCUGAAGGACUUCAAGCCGGUUCUCAAACACAGGCCACAACUACAAUCUUUCCCAAGAUUAAUAACAUAAAAAUUAGAUCUGAUACUCAAAAACCGUUCGAAGAAAUCAUCAUUGAGACUACUUUACCACCUGCAACAUCAACCAAGAGUUUUAUACAAUUUUUGAAAGAGGUAUUAGAACAGCGAGAGAUGGUAAAGAGUAAAGUGGAAAGUUCUCCAAUAGAGAUAGUGUACAACAAAGAAAUGGUGAAAAGUAAGAAAGAAGUUCAUCCACCGACAAACCCAGUAUACCGAACAAAAAAAUCCCAAACAUCCACAUUUAAAAUAGGUUCGCCUUCAAUAACGACAGCUAAAACCCCAUCAACACCAACAGAAACAACAACUGCUUCUUCUUCCAUUUCUUCAUCUGCUGUUGUCACGACUGUUUCCUCUGUUAAUCCUACUCUAAAUCGUAUUCCGACUACAAUUACAGAGGCGAAAGAGAUUACCAAGACAGCUUCGAAAAUUAUUCCAACAACGGACAAAAAUACAAUAGAGAUAAAAGAAACAGAUUCAAAACAAAAUACUGCCGUAAAAUCUCGACCACUAACAUCUCUUUUAGCAGAAAUAGACAAACAUACCACAGUUCGAAUUAAAGUUGUUCCGACACAAAAUGCUAGUCCUGAUACACGUCAAACGUAUGUCGUAUAUAUGAGUCCGAGCCCAAAAGAAUCACGGCACGAAUCUACAACAACUACAAUAGCCAACAUCCCUAUGACAACCUUCACCUACGUCAACAAUCACAAUCAACAUCACAUUGAAAUAAAAGACAAUCCAACAAUGUCCGAACCAAAAGAGCCACGCAUACAGAUUAUGACGGAAUCGACCACACUGCCAAUGACUUCAAUGAUAGAAAAACCGACCACUACUUUGAUGUCUGAACGUCCUGGUCAGAAAAGUCAAGGAACCACGAAUUCUCAUUACUCUCACUUUCAAUUUACAGAUACUGCAACCCAGAGAAUGGAUGUUGUGGAUCAAUCUAAAGAUAUUCCCAUUAACAACCCUUCCACAACAAUGUCGAUUCCAAUGGUGAGUGUAACUAGUCAACAACUGUAUAAAGAAACACCUAUUGUGUAUACAAGUGAUUCACCUGCUCAAAAUGCUGCACCUGCUGCACCACUGGUAACUCAGACUAACACUGCUCAGAAAAAAGAUCAUCCAAAAUUAAAUACUUUACAUAGAUUCGUUCCAGAUAUCUUACCUGAAAAUGCUACAUUUUAUGAAAAGAUCGUUUUCAUGAGGCGUCAGAAAGAGGCUCGAGAGAAUCCCGUAGCGGCGCUUAAGAAGUAUGGAAGUCAAUCGAAUAUGUUACACUUGAUCAACAUGCUCCCGAAAAAUAACUAUAAUCCAAUGGCUGCUAAAAAUGUUGCUGAAUUUUACACUGUAAAGGACCGGCCUCGACUUAAGACGACCGUCACCAGAGCAAGUACUACCACACCAAGUCCUCUCAAAAAAGAAAGAAAACACAAUAACCCACCAUCAGGUGACAUUCAACCUUCUAAACAAAAUGCUAAUAUGAGAAUGACCAAGAAUGGAAAAACUGAAGUUGUACAGAACAGUGCAAGCAGAGCAAAAAUGGUAACAAGAAGCAAUCGCAACAAUCAAGUGCAGCCCUCACAAAAAACUCAAACGAGACAGCGAGUUCAAGACAUCAAAAAAUCCCCUGCAAAAACAAGUAAACCAAAUCCUCUAAACAAUAAACGAUUGAAACAGAAGUUAAACAAUAAACAGUGCGUGUAUUUAGGAAAGAUUUAUAAGAUAAACCAGAGGUUUAGGAACAAUAGAGGACAGCGGUGUAAAUGUCGCAAAGGAGGGAAAAUAAAAUGUAGACGAUAAAGAAUAUAUACUGAGAGUACUGAUAAAGAAUUAAAGUACUGCAAGUACUCGUUGUAAUUCGAUUGCACACAAUUGUUUUAAGUUAUCUUUUGUAUCAUUUCUGUUGAGAAUAUUCCAGUCAUUCUGUUUAUACUGCUUCGAUGAUAUCUUGGAAUAAAGUGUUUACUUGUUUUCUACAUGGGUUAUAAUUAAUUUAUAAGCAUUUCGAGCAAUGGAUUAAUUCUUAAUCUCAUUUUCAUAUAAAUAUAACGAUGCCCGUUGACAAGGGGCUUAAACAUGUAUUGAAGUCUGUUCGAAAAUAUUUUAUUUCAAUUGUUCAGUGAGUCACCAUAGAUGACAAUAGAAUUUUGAUAAUAUAGAGUGUAAGAAAUGGUUUUGUUUGAUGACCAUAAAGUAUGUUCUUGGUUUUA